Messenger RNA from Oryctolagus cuniculus (rabbit), 1260 nucleotides. The record is from RefSeq and is a predicted model, not a curated record. NCBI's taxonomy places the organism in Eukaryota, Metazoa, Chordata, Mammalia, Lagomorpha, Leporidae.
AUGUCCACGCCCCAGGUCUCCUCCAGUCCAGAGGUGGGCGAGCAGCAGGUGCGCAUCCAGGGCUGGCGAACUUCAGGUCCCAAGCGCCAAGACUGCGCAUCCUCACUUCGCGGGGGCGGGGGCACCCGGCUCUCCUCCCAGGCGGCUCCGCGCCGGCCGCGCGCUGCGCCAUUGGCUGCGCCGCCUCACGUGACGCCGGCUGGCGGCGGCGGUUGCCCGGGUGACGGCAGGCUAGGCGGCUGCCGGGCGGGGUCGGCGCAGAUCCCGCGGCUGGGCGGCGAGAGACUGUGCCGUGAGACGUGCCGGGACCGGUCUACCAUGGGCGAUAUUCUGGCUCACGAGUCGGAAUUACUCGGCAUAGUGAAAGAGUAUUUAGACUUUGCUGAAUUUGAAGACACUUUGAAGACAUUUUCAAAGGAGUGCAAGAUCAAAGGAAAACCGUGUAAAUCAGCAGGUGGAUCUGUGAGAGAUUCCAAAUCGUUGAUAAUUCAGAAGGAUCUCCUGGCGGCCUUUGACAGCGGCGACCAGAAGGUGUUCUUCCACCUGUGGGAGGAGCACGUCCCCAGCUCCGUGCGUGACGGGGACUGCGUGGCCCAGAAGCUGGAGUUCUACCUUCACAUCCAUUUCGCCAUCUACCUCCUGAAGCACGGGCCCGGGAGACCGGACAAGCAGGAGCUGGAUGAAAGGAUCUCUCACUUCAGAAGCUACCUGGAGACCAGAGGGGCAGCGCUGAGCCAGACCACAGAGUUCCUCCCUUUCUACGCCCUGCCCUUCGUCCCCAACCCGAUGGUCCACCCCUCGUUUAAAGACCUCUUCCAGGAUUCCUGGACUCCAGAGUUAAAGCUGAAGUUGGAAAAGUUCCUGGCUUUAAUCUUCAAAGCCAACAGCACGCCCAAGCUUGUCACCAUCUACCAGGAGAACGGACAAAGCAACAAAGAAGUGUUGCAGCAGCUGCACCAGCAGCUGGUGGAAGCCGAGCGCCGGUCAAUGACGUACCUGAAGCGGUACAAUAAGAUCCAGGCCGACUACCACAAUCUCAUCGGAGUCACGGCGGAGCUGGUGGAUUCCCUGGAGGCCACAGUCAGUGGCAAGAUGAUCACCCCCGAGUACCUGCAGAGCGUGUGCGUGCGCCUCUUCAGUAACCAGAUGCGGCAGAGCCUGGCACACAGCGUGGACUUCACGAGGCCUGGGACGGCUUCGACUAUGUUACGGGCCUCCUUGGCACCCGUUAAAGUAGUCGCUCUCAGUUACUCUCAUUAG